AUGAUGAUAUCCAAACCCAUAAGCAUUUGGCUGAUUCAAAAUUGGGCUUUUCUAGAGCGCUUCUGUUUUCUAUCCCUGGACGGUCAGUUUGAAUAUCUGAUAGAGUUCGAUAGAGACAUGGGUAUUCCAAACUUACUGCUGUAUUACGACGACGCCAGCCAAUGGCCUGCCGUUUAUCACAGUGGAAAGUCUUGUAAAGAACGCGAGGCGGUUCUCAACAAAGCGGGCCAAAAUCAAAUAAUAAAAUUGUCCCAUUGGUACCCUGACACUGAAUUCUCUGGUUGCAUAGUUACUAAGGAAAACAAGGAGCUACCGGCUUCUAAAAGCACAACAACAUCGCCUUCAACAGCAACAUCAACAUCAACCACAAAAUCACCGCCAACAACAAAAACAAGAAACACAACAAAGCCCUCCCCACCCGUCGAUCCGUCGUACUACGAUCAAUUUUUAAAAACAACUGUCAAACCAAAAUCUACCAUUACAGACUCAAAUUCUACCACUUGGUACGAAUUGCCAGCUGAUGAAUUUAAUAUUACUACCACAAUAUUGCCGGAAGAUGAGUUAUGGGAGAGUAUUGGUGGGGAUAAGAAUGGUAGUCAAUUUGAUAAUUUAAAAAAUGAUGUAGAAUUGCUGUUUGAUGAUCAAAACCAUAGUGGGCACAAAAUAAAACGGUCAACUUUUGAACUGUACGAACGGUUUCGGCGGCGUCGUCUCAAAGCGGAAUCCGAUCAAAACGAGUUCAGCAAACCGAAGGAGAACAUUGAACGACUUAUCGUCUCCUGCCAUAACUCUAGACGGUUCAGAUCGGCCAGAGAACGAUGGUGGUUCAUAGCUAUUAGUAAUUGUGACAAUAAUAAGGGAUUGGAUGUAAGGUACAAGUUUUUAAUGACAAAUGGACCUGACGGAGACUUUUGGCACGAACACUUUUCCGCCGACGAAUUUUAUGUCCUACCGAUCCUUUUAUCGUACACUCUAGCGUACGUAAUAGUCAUGAUAGCAGUAGUGAUGAGCAGCGUGGAGCUCAAAUCACGGCACUUAUUACAUUCGACGUACAAACUAUUCCUAAUAUCGAUAGUGGCGCAGCACGCAGGUGUAGUGAUUCAAAGUUUGGGAUAUAUUCGAUAUGCUACUACAGGAGUGGAGCAGUUUGGACCCAAAACAGUUGGUCAAUUUUUCUGCGGCGUGUCCGAAAUGACGUUUUUGCUCCUUCUGACACUAAUGGCGAAGGGUUACACGAUCACCCGAGGUCGCCUUAAAGUCGGCUUCACUGUCAAGUUGACGGUCUUCAUGUGUUGCUACACUGUCACUUACAUCGUUCUCUUCGUUUACCAGGCCAGGGCCUUCGACCCAGGUGAGGUACUGUACCUCUACGAGAGUCCCGCAGGGUAUGGCCUGAUCGUGCUCAGAAUCACCGCCUGGUGUGUCUUCGCUUACUCCACAUUCUUCACUGUUAAGAAGUAUCCUGAAAAGAACAUGUUCUACUGCCCGUUCUUCAUUUGUGGCACACUGUGGUUUUAUGCGGGACCUCUUUUCAUUAUCACAGCUACUAAUUAUAUUGACAAGUGGGUGAGAGAGAGCGUUGUAACGGCAGUACUAUUGUUUAUAACUUUCAGUGGCCACAUCAUGUUCUUGCUACUUACUCUCCCGGUGUUCGCGAACAAAAAUUUUCCUUACCACGUACGAACAACACAGAUAGGUAUAAUGGAAGUAACCGGCAACACAACCUUAGACAGCUUCGGCCACAACGCGUAUCAUCCAGGAAACGGAGUACCUCAGACUGUCAUCAUACCACUCACUAGACGCACAGAAGAAUUAAUCGGAAACAUGUACAACGAAUACAUGGCCACAGCUCCACCGCUUUCUUUAGAACAAACGCCAAGACUCAACGGUUCAUCGCAAAAGGCCCUUCUACAACAAGACAGCACGGAAACAAACAACUCGGACGAUAUUAAGCCAUAUCUCAAUGAUAAUAAAGAAGUAUUUACAGUGGAAAGCCAGAUGGCUAAAAUUGAGAACGAGAAAAAUGUAGGGCGACAUGAGAGAUAUGAAAAUUCCGACUCGAGUAUUGUCACUGAAAGCUUGCACACGGAGAGUAUGAAUUCUGAUAGAAGUGAAUUGCCUAGUAUUUUGAGGUCUAGAAGAAUCCUAGAACCAAUAAAAAGAGAUGUGCCGACGUGGUCUCUCGCCAAAGGGCCUAGCGUUAUUGCUAUGCAGAUGAAGAAAGACAGCGAAGAUGCAGCAGAAUCCCCGCCGUCAUCUCUACGGUUGCCGCCAUUAAAUUUGCCACCACUCAACGAGAAAAAAGUUCCAGCAGUCAGAAACGGGUUGCCUAGUUCAGGAGAAAUCUCGACUAUACGAGAAGGCCACGUGCAAAGCUACAACGGCAGUGUUAGCAAAGCUACUGUUGACCUGUUCAGUGCCACUCGUAAGGGCUCUUAGCUAUAAACUAAAACAAUAAUGUUCACAGAAAUAUCGCGUCUUUCCCGACUAGAGGUGGUCAGUGUCAUACUGCGGCCACACUAAAGUUUAAUGGCAUUAAAUUAUCGCAUUAAUCGAGACUAAGGCUCAAUUUACAUUGCUGUGGAACGGAAGCGGCAAUUUCGCGACUAGAGGCUGAAGUAUUUCGUCAAGGUUUGACGGUAUACUGCGCCUGCCUCCGCGCCACUUCACAGCAGCUGCGAAAUUCUGGCGAAUGUGCAAGCAUUCUCGAGCAUGCGCGUGAAUUCCGCGGAAGACAUGAGACGUGAUUUUUGGCUCGUAUCUAUAGUGUUAAACCUUGGGUCUUGGUAGACGAGGAAAUAAAACGCAGCUGUAAUUUCGUGUGGUGAUCGUGUAAAGAGAACGCACUGGAUUUGCAAUUUGACUUGUAAACUAUAGCGCCCUCUGACGCCUUGGACAUACACUAUUAUAGACUAUUUUACUAUCGCCAUUUAGCGAGCGGCCACAGAACUGGGUGGCUGUCUAGUUCACUAAGUAACUGACAUAAGACUACGCGACACAGUGCCGCGGCGUAGUGUUAGCAAAGGCUCACUAGGUGUUGCUGCUAACAUCUAGUUUGUACGUUACACAAAUGACUAUAAAGUUCAUUACGCUAUGCACAAUAUCAUUGCAAAAAUUCGCUUCCAUUCCGUUCCGCUGCAAUAUAAUUUGAGCCUAAGCGUAAGUGUAGCCACGACCUAUCGCGAUAAUUUUAUUACAGCAUUCACUGUGGUAUUUACGCAUUAGACGACCGGGUGGUGGUUUUUUUGGCACAUUAAAGAGAUUUACUGCGUUAUGUAAUGCGUGUAGUAGCCACACUGACAUUAUAGUGUGCAGCAUGAGCGCAACAGGAUUGCACGUGUCGCUCGACGACGAUUCAAGUACGGAGUGGUCAAAUGCGAGCUCGAGUUUCUCCAAUUGUUUCAAAUUGAACCAUGUCUAUACUAUUGGUUUUGUUUCUGUCAAAUGCAAAAUAUUCAUAUUAAAUAAUUAACACUAAUGAAAUAACAUAACGAAGCAGCUUCAACC
Molecule: messenger RNA, 3507 nt
Organism: Hyposmocoma kahamanoa
Lineage: Eukaryota; Metazoa; Arthropoda; Insecta; Lepidoptera; Cosmopterigidae
Exons: 15
Coding region: 1-2439 (812 amino acids)
Biological process (GO): G protein-coupled receptor signaling pathway; response to pheromone
Source: RefSeq, a predicted model, not a curated record